Taeniopygia guttata (zebra finch) is the source of this 1317-nucleotide messenger RNA. It is a transcript of the gene ZCRB1, whose product is annotated as zinc finger CCHC-type and RNA binding motif containing 1. Gene Ontology annotation, molecular function: RNA binding; zinc ion binding. Gene Ontology annotation, biological process: mRNA splicing, via spliceosome. Gene Ontology annotation, cellular component: U12-type spliceosomal complex. The record is from RefSeq and is a predicted model, not a curated record. NCBI's taxonomy places the organism in Eukaryota, Metazoa, Chordata, Aves, Passeriformes, Estrildidae.
AAAAGCUUUGAUGGGCUUUCCCUUUGGAGCGUGGGGGAAAUGGUAGCAUAGAAAUGAUGAACGUCUGAGGGCCCUGAGUCUCUCCACGUGGAGGGGAAAGAAGACAGCCCAGGCCUACAGAGCACUCCAUACUUCUAUAGAAAAAUGAGUGGUGGGUUGGCACCAAGCAAAAGCACAGUGUAUGUGUCCAAUUUACCCUUUGCUUUGACUAACAAUGAUCUGUACAGGAUAUUUUCAAAGUAUGGGAAAGUUGUCAAAGUUACCAUUAUGAAAGACAAAGACACCAGAAAGAGCAAAGGAGUUGCCUUUAUUUUGUUUUUGGAUAAAGAAUCUGCACAAAACUGUUCUCGGGCACUUAAUAACAAACAGUUGUUUGGAAGAGUAAUAAAAGCAAGUAUUGCCAUUGAUAAUGGAAGAGCAGCUGAAUUCAUUCGCAGGCGGAACUACUUUGAUAAGUCUAAGUGUUACGAAUGUGGGGAAGCAGGACACUUAAGUUAUGCUUGUCCUAAAAAUAUGCUAGGGGAGCGGGAACCACCAAAAAAAAAAGAAAAGAAGAAGAAAAAGAAAGUAGUGGAGCCAGAAGAAAUUGAGGAGGAAGAAGAAAGUGAAGAGGAAGGAGAAGACCCUGCUCUAGAUAGCCUCAGCCAAGCCAUAGCUUUUCAGCAAGCCAAAAUUGAGGAAGAACAGCAAAGAUGGACACAGACUGCAGGGGGAUCUUCAAUUUCAGAUGAUUCAAAACGUCCACGGAUUAAGAAAAGUACUUAUUUCAGUGAUGAGGAAGAACUUAGUGACUGAAAUAAUUCUGUUUAAAUGCAUAUAUAAGAUAUAUAUAGAGUGUACAUUUUGUAAAGUGCUACAAAGUGAUCUGUAAUACAGGUUUGUUUUGUGUUGAAGACACUGAAGAUCAUGGGGUUUUUUUAUUCUGUCCCCUGACUCUCCCAUCUUUUUAUAUCUGUGUCUCAAAACCUUGCCUUUCAAGGCAACUUUUUUAAGAAAAUGAUGUAAUUAUACACUUAAAUCCAGAAAAGUAUCUGAGAAUGUGUCUUGCAGUUAAUAUCUAGACCCAAGUCCUAGCAGUGAAGUGUUUCAUGAGAGAGGUUCCCAAGGUUUUUUUCCUAAGAGGAGUUCCUCUUAGGAUGACUGUUAACGCCACUGAUGCUUUAUGUAUUGGUCUAUUUGGAAGCAGUGCUUUAGUAGUACUUCAGUAGAUUAUGAAACUUGCAUUAGUUCCUCUGCAUAGGGUUUAAUUUUGGCUUUAUGUCUGAAAAUGUCUUUUUACUCUUCAUGCAGUACUGUAAUAAAUUAUUGUCACAUCAA